AAACAACUUGUUUGUCAACUAUUCUCUGAACAAUGUCAAUUAAAAUCUCUUCGACUUGAUAUUAGCGAUGAAUAUGAAUUUAUAAAUACUGAUAUUCAUACAUGUUUAGCAUCAAACUCUUAUCUUUCUUCCAAUUUUAUUCGAUAUCAACCUCAAUCUUGUUGUAUGACUCUUCGUCGUUUAUUUAUUCGACUUAAGUAUACAUAUUUUCUUGAAAAUGUUAUUGAACACGUGCCCAAUCUCGAGCAAAUGUCAGUUUAG
This is a messenger RNA of Rotaria sp. Silwood1, 261 nucleotides long. NCBI's taxonomy places the organism in Eukaryota, Metazoa, Rotifera, Eurotatoria, Philodinida, Philodinidae. The record is from the annotation of a GenBank genome assembly.